UGCCUAUGUGUCUGGCAUCAUUCGGGCAGCUGCCGCCGAUGCGAUCGGUUGUGUAUAUUUUAUAUAUAUAUACAACAUACAUAUACGCCAAUUAAUUCAACAUUUGGAAUCUAGUUUGUCAGCAUGGGCUGUACUUCCGGUUGCUUUAAGUGUUUCCUCAACAUUCUCAACACGCUCUAUGCGCUCUUUGGCCUGUUGAUAAUAGGUAUUGCCACGCUGAGUCUGAGCCAGGCGCCGACUGCAUAUAUUAUCUAUCUGUAUGUCAUUGGCGGGGUUCUGUUUGCAUCGUCUAUUAUCGGCUGCUGUGGCAUCUGCCAGGAGAGUGUGUGCCUGACCACAACGUAUGGAUUCAUCUUGUUGGCCUUGCUGAUUGUGCAAUUGUUUGGCUUGUUUGGGAACAGCUUCGAUGAGGAUUACAUUAAACGCUAUGCGGUCGAAGAUGUCGAUGUCAAAUGGAAACUGGAGAUGAUCGAGCCCGGUGCCAUGGAUAAAAUACAGCGUACCUACCAGUGCUGCGGACGCAAUGGACCCGAUGACUAUGUGAGCAUCGAUCGUCCUACAUUGCCGGACAGUUGCUAUCCCGAUGGCAAACGCAAUAUACCCUAUUUUACCACGGGCUGCGUAAAUGCCGCUGCCGAUGAAUUCUUGAGAUUCUUUAAUUAUGCUGAUAAUAGUAAAUGGGGCUCAUUUGCAGUUACGGCUCUCUUGUGCUUCUGUACUUUCUAUUUGGUGCAACGUUUUCGCAAGGAACGCCAAAGAUACACGUAUCAUUAUUAAAACGAACUGAUUUUCAAGCUCGUUCACAAACGCAAAAAGUGUAUAUUUUAACUGUCUGUCCGCCAGUCUGAAUGCAAAUUUUAUUGCAAGCUAAGGACUUGAAUUUUGUAGCCAGUCCCCACUAGGCACACUACAGACUCUAUGUAUCCCAACCUUUAUAACAUAGAUCUCCUAUAGAGAUCUAAACAUAAAUCUGUAUCUUCCUUGGAUUAACAAAGCUUGAAGACCGAUAGGAAAAUCGUCAGAAUCGAUAACAUUACAAAAAUAUUCUCAAUUUUGGAGUGUGAACGAGCAUUAAGCAGUCGGUUACAGCCGACUGCCGAAUUCUUAUUUGCUUAUUGUGUUAAAUUGUCUCAAAUAUUUACAACUUUUCGAAUUGGAAUAUAAUUUUUCAAAAAAUUUGUCAACAUUAUUUUUAGACAAUUACAAAUAAACUGCUGAUGGUAGUAAAUGCA
Messenger RNA from Drosophila virilis, 1232 nucleotides. It is a transcript of the gene Tsp42Ek, whose product is annotated as Tetraspanin 42Ek. Gene Ontology annotation, cellular component: plasma membrane. NCBI's taxonomy places the organism in Eukaryota, Metazoa, Arthropoda, Insecta, Diptera, Drosophilidae. The record is from RefSeq and is a predicted model, not a curated record.